CAGGGAAUUCUCUCGCUCUUGUGGUCGUGACUUUCUUCGUGGUCUCUGUUGACAUUCUGCUAGCCUGCAAACUGAUAACAAGAAACCUGUUCGGUAAUGUAAGCCGUUCGAUAUCUUCACGUGUUGCUAUUGACGUCAUUGCUACAAACACAACUUCGGUGCUCGCGAUAUUUCAGCGAGAUGCAGGUGCAAAGAGUCGUUCUUAACUCACGACCAGGUAAAAACGGGGCGCCAGUUCCGGAAAAUUUCCGCCUGGAGGAGAUUACUUUAGCACCUGACCUGAAAGAUGGGGAAGUUCUUGUUCGGACGCUUUAUCUUUCAGUCGACCCUUACAUGCGAUGUAGAAUGAAUGAGGACACCGGCGCUGAUUACCUGACUCCAUGGCAGAUUUCCAAGUGCGUGGAUGGUGGAGGUGUGGGAGUGAUUGAUUCCAGCCGGUGCAAUAAUUUUGCUGCGGGAGAUGUGGUCAUUUCAUUCAACUGGCCUUGGCAAACCCAUGCUGUUAUGACCGGAAGUGACUUACAGAAGGUUGAUCCACAGCUGGUUGAUGGACACUUGUCCUACUUUUUGGGUGCAGUUGGAAUAACAGGUCUCACUGCCUUACUGGGUAUCAGAGAGAAGGGUCACAUAACCAAAGGGGCCAAUCACACGAUGGUAGUAAGCGGCGCAGCUGGUGCCUGUGGCUCCAUUGCUGGACAGAUUGGCAGGUUGGAUGGAUGUGUGAGAGUGGUGGGGAUCUGUGGUUCUGAUCAGAAGUGUAAAGCUAUAGUGGAAGAUUUGGGUUUCUCCACAGCCAUCAACUAUCACCUGGAGGAUGUCCCGACGAAGCUUAAGGAGAGCUGUCCUGAUGGCAUUGAUGUUUACUUUGACAACGUAGGGGGUGCCAUUAGUGAUGCUGUUAUAGCACAGAUGAACAACGGCAGCCACAUAAUCCUGUGUGGUCAGAUCUCACAGUAUAACAAGGACGUGCCAUAUCCACCACCUCUGAGCGAGGAGACUCAGAAGAACCUGCAAAGUAAAAAUAUCACCCGGGAACGCUUUACGGUGCUAAACUACAUGAGCAAAGCAGACGCUGCCCUGUGUGAGCUCAGCCAGUGGAUUAAAUCAGGUCGAAUCAAGGUUCUGGAAACUGUGGUGAAUGGCAUAGAGAAUAUGGGAGAUGCAUUUUGCUCUAUGAUGAAAGGCGGAAACAUUGGCAAGCAAAUCAUAAAAAUAUCCCACUGAAGAAAAUCUACAGUGAUUCCAGUGGAGGCUGCGCUCUCACCACUCACCAUGGGAAAUUAACCUUACUGCUGCCUGUUAUCUCUGCCAUUAACAGUUACUUAAUGAGCUGCAGUCAAAAUAUUGCGCUGAUUAACCGAGGCCAGCUAAUUACAACUGAAUUAUAAAUAAUAAAAUCUAGCAAUCGAACAAGUCUUCAGUUUUUAAUAAGAGUUUGUUUAGUCUUUUGGAAAUUGGUGCAGCAGUGAAAGAACCGUAGAGCAGAGUGUUGCAGUACUGACACAUGAUAUUAACCUAAAAAUCAGUCUCUUAACGGUGCUGAUGUGGGAUAAAACCUUGAAAUUCCCUGCUUUAGUAUAGCAAAAACUUAGCAGGGCUUUUUCUGUUGUACCCAAAGUUACCGGGUACACUGAAGUCAUAAAGCGAUGGGCAUGAUCAGUAGCUAUACUUGGGUAGGCUAAAUGAAGAACAUAUCCUCCAUACCAUUA
Molecule: messenger RNA, 1709 nt
Organism: Oreochromis niloticus (Nile tilapia)
Lineage: Eukaryota; Metazoa; Chordata; Actinopteri; Cichliformes; Cichlidae
Gene: ptgr2
Product: prostaglandin reductase 2
Exons: 9
Coding region: 181-1224 (347 amino acids)
Biological process (GO): prostaglandin metabolic process
Molecular function (GO): 15-oxoprostaglandin 13-reductase [NAD(P)+] activity
Source: RefSeq, a predicted model, not a curated record